This is a messenger RNA of Fraxinus pennsylvanica, 1146 nucleotides long. NCBI's taxonomy places the organism in Eukaryota, Viridiplantae, Streptophyta, Magnoliopsida, Lamiales, Oleaceae. The record is from the annotation of a GenBank genome assembly.
AUGACCACUCCACUUGUAUACCAUGCCAAAGCAAUGAGCAUAAAAUUCCUUUUAUUUUCAUUAUCAACUCUUCUUCUAGGAACCCUAUUUUCUCUUGAUCGUGCCAAAACUCAACCAUUCAAGAACGAGACCUUGUUGAGAAAUCUUGGAUUUCAACCCCCUCAAGUAAUACCAAUCUCCGGCGCGGUUGGGCCGGAGAGCCUCGAGUUUGACACAAAUGGUGAUGGGCCCUACACCGGGGUGUCCGAUGGCCGGAUUAUCAAGUGGAGUAGAAAUGAAAGUCGUUGGAUUGAUUUCGCCGUGACAUCCCCAAAGAGGGAUAGUUGUGAAGGAAAACAUGAUCACUCUACAACCGAGCACAUCUGUGGAAGACCAUUGGGCCUACGUUUCAAUGAGAAAACGGGCCAUCUGUACAUUGCUGAUGCUUAUAUGGGUCUACUUGUUGUAAGCCCAAGUGGUGGUCUGCCUACUCAACUAAGUGGGCCUGGGCUUGAUUUGGGCUUCGCAAAUUCUUUGGAUAUUGAUCAGAGCACAGGAGUCGUUUAUUUUACUGACAGCAGUAGACGAUACCAAAGAAGGAAUUUUAUUUCAGUUAUUCUUAGUGGUGACAGCACUGGAAGACUCCUGAAAUAUGAUCCAAGAAAUAAUGAAACCACAGUUAUUCUGGAAAAUCUGAAGUUCCCAAAUGGAAUUGCAUUGAGCAGAAAUUGGGAUUUUCUUAUUCUUGCAGAGACUACUACUUGCAAAUUACUCAAAUUCUGGCUUAAAACCCAGAAAGCUGGAAUUCUUGAAGAAAUUGCAACACUCCCUGGAUUCCCAGAUAAUAUAAAAAGAAAUGGGAAUGGGGAAUUCUGGAUUGGGAUCAAUUCAAGAAAAGGGAAAUUCUUGGAUUGGAUUAUUUCCAAUUCUUGGAUUGGAAAUAAUUUGAUUAAACUUCCUUUGGAUAUUACAAAAUGGCACACACAUUUGGCUUAUUUGAGUGGGAGCACUGGAAUGGGAAUUAAAUUGAAUAAGGAUGGGAAUAUAGAAAAAAUAUUGGAUUCCACGAAAUGGCAAUUUGUUAGUGAAGUAAAGGAAGAAAAUGGAAAUUUGUGGAUCGGUUCUGUUGAAAUGCCUUUUGUUUUAAAACAAAAUAUUUCUAUCUGA